AUGCUAGCCUUGAAACACCUAAAACGGGUGUGCGUCCAUAUACAACAGCCACAGCGCAGACUAUCGGGAGUUUCCAUAACUCCCGAACCUACUCCUUCCAUUUACCCUCAUUCUCACAUUAAACCACCUCCAAACUUUGAUGCUACCAAGUUUAGACAAUGGAUUGAGCUCUCACCGAAGAACGGUAAUCCGUCUAUCUCCAUCAUGACUUUUAACUUGUUGUCGCAGCACUAUGUGUGGAAGAAAGUUUUUGGUGAUUUGGAUCAAAACUAUCUCGACUGGACCCAUUAUCGGUUCCCACUUAUAAACCAGACCAUCUCUCAGUUCCAAUGCGACAUCAUGUGCUUUCAAGAGCUUGAAUGCCUGGUGUAUGAAAACCUGUGGAAGUCAAACUUCCCGUUGAAAAAUUAUCUGCUGGUGUAUAUGCGGAAACCGAAUCCGAAAUACUGGGGAACAAAACCUUCGGAGUUUAUGGAUGGUGUAGGAGUGUUUGUCAACUCUGAGCGGUUCGAUGUCGUGGACUAUUAUCCUAUAAAUUAUGGAAACUACGUUUCCGAGCAUCCCGACCGGUUUGACUUAACUGAUGAUGUUGUAUCUAGAGUGAUCCCUAGAAACACGGUGGCAUUGAUUCUCAAAUUGUGGGAUAAGCAGGCCGAAAAAACGGUCUAUGUGACCAAUACGCAUCUAUACUGGCUGCCCAAGUUCAAUGACGUUAAGUUAAUCCAAACCAAAAUCCUUCUCAACGAGUUGGCUAGACUUAUAGGCGAAGAAGAGAAUCCAUGUAUUAUCAUGUGUGGAGACUACAAUUCCACGCCAAAUCUGUUGGUAUUCAAAUUGUUGAAGGAUGGGAAAGUUAAGGUCGAUACAGCAGAAGAGUUUGCUGACUUUGAUUAUGGCCAUAAGAUCGACGGCGAACCGCUCGAUAAUGAGUUUGUGAAAAGUCCGUUUGAUCUCACUCCAGCAUAUGGCCCGCUUUUGAAAGACGGGCUGCCGCAUAAGUUGGAUUUUACUAGCUACUCAAAGAACCUAACAGAGGUGUUGGAUCACAUUUGGUUUUCAUCUGCCACUUUCGAGGCAAAUCGAGUGCUUGGAAAAGUUGAGGGAGAUUAUAGUGCGCAGGCGUCCGGAUUCCCUGACAGACAAUUUCCAUCCGAUCACAUUCCAUUGGUUUCCGAAAUCUCCUACAUUUGA
Messenger RNA from Clavispora lusitaniae ATCC 42720, 1191 nucleotides. Its product is annotated as Endonuclease/Exonuclease/phosphatase family protein. Gene Ontology annotation, cellular component: cytoplasm; nucleus; CCR4-NOT complex. Lineage: Eukaryota; Fungi; Ascomycota; Pichiomycetes; Serinales; Metschnikowiaceae. The record is from RefSeq and is a predicted model, not a curated record. Gene Ontology annotation, biological process: nuclear-transcribed mRNA poly(A) tail shortening. Gene Ontology annotation, molecular function: poly(A)-specific ribonuclease activity.